This is a messenger RNA of Dictyostelium discoideum AX4, 2313 nucleotides long. RefSeq lists its product as hypothetical. The transcript is spliced from 2 exons. The record is from RefSeq and is a predicted model, not a curated record. Gene Ontology annotation, biological process: carbohydrate metabolic process. Lineage: Eukaryota; Evosea; Eumycetozoa; Dictyosteliales; Dictyosteliaceae. The coding region runs from base 1 to 2313 and encodes 770 amino acids. Gene Ontology annotation, molecular function: hydrolase activity, hydrolyzing O-glycosyl compounds.
AUGACAUUCAUUAAAAAGAUUAAAAACAUUUUUAAAAAAAAAGAACCAUCAUUAAAAAAGAUAAGAAAGAAACAACAAGAAAAUCUUGAUAAUAAUAAAACUAUAAAUAAUUACCAUUAUCACACAUACAAUACAAAUAUAAUACCAAAUAAUAAUAAUAAUAGUCCAUCUAAUUCAAGUUCAAAUUCAAUUGAAACCAUUGGACAUAAUCAAAAUAUUAAUUCAAAUAUUGGUUAUAUUCAACAACAACAACAACAACAACAACAACAACAACAACAACAACAACAACAACAACAACAACAACAACAACAACAACAGCAACAACAACAACAACAACAACAACAAGUGCCAUCACAAUCACAAUUAUCUCAAUCUCAACAAUUACCUCAAAAUCAAGACAAUCAAUUUAAUAAUAUUUAUCAUACAUCAUCAAGUUAUACUCCAUCACAACUAAUAUCAUUAGAAAAAAACAUAAAUAAUAAUAAUAAAAAUAAUAAUAAAAAUAAUGAUGAUGAACAACAAGACCAACAACAAUUAAAACAACAACCAAAUCAUCAAUUUAAUAAUAAUCAAAUUAAAAAUCAAAAAAAUAAAAUUUUACCAAAUACAUUUUCACCAAAUCUACAACCUCAACAACCAUUGUCAUCAUCUUCAUCAACAAUAAAUACACCAUCAUCACCAAAUCAAUUAAAUUCACCCUCAAUAGAGGAUCAAAUGGAGGAAUAUAAAAAAAUUCAUAGAGAUAAAUAUAAAACAUCAAGAGAAAGAUCAAAUAUUAUAAAUAGUAGUUAUAAUUAUUUAAAUAAUAAUAAUAGUAUUAAUAAUAUUAGUAAUAAUAAUAAUUUCAACAAUUUAAAUAAAGAAUUUUCAACAACAACAACAACGACAACUACAACAACAACAAAUUCAUUAAAUAAUCAUCAUCAUUCAAAUAGAUUAACUGGUGGUAUAUAUCAAAAUUCAAAUAUAAUUUCACCAUUAAUACAUAAUAACAGUAAUAGUAAUAAUAAUAAUAAUAAUAAUAAUAAUAAUAAUAAUAAUAAUAAUAAUAAUAAUAAUAAUAAUAAUAAUAAUAAUAUUACACCAAGAAUUACACCAUAUUCACCAUUAAAAACAAGUAGUAAUUUAUUAAAAAGAAGUUCACAUAAAUUAAGAAUGAAUAAAUCAGAAUAUCAAAGAUUAUAUUUCUCAUCAAAAGAUGGUGGACUUUGGAUUAAUGAUUUACCAUUAAAGAUAAAGGGAGUAUCAUGGUUUGGUGGUGAAUGUGAAACUUAUUGUGUUCAUGGAUUAUGGGCAAGAGAUUAUAAACAAUAUUUAGAUUUCUUAAAAGAGAAUACAUUCAAUGCAAUUAGAAUACCAUUCUCCUAUGAGAUGGUAGUUAAAGAUCCAUUCCCAACAUCAAUUACAAUCAAUCAACAAAUGAAUAAGGAUCUAUAUGGAUUGCGAGCAUUAUCAGUAUUGGAUUUAAUUAUUGAAGCAGCUGGUGAACGUGGAAUUCUAAUUCUAUUGGAUUUCCAUUCAUUCGGUCCAAAUGAUAGAUUGAAUCAUGGUUUAUGGUAUUCUUCAAAACAUUCAGAAUCUGAUGUAAUGAAAAUGUUCAAUAUAUUAAUACUACGUUAUGGUCAAAUGUGGAAUGUUUUAGGUAUAGAUUUAAAGAAUGAACCAUUCGCUGCAACUUGGAAUAGUGGUAAUGAGAAAACAGAUUGGGAUAAGGCAAUCAAUAGAAUCGGUGCAUACAUUCAAAAUAAUGGUGGUAAUCAAUGGUUGAUUUUCGGCCAAGGUAUACCAUCCCAAACUGCUGAUAAAAUAGCAUGUUGGGGUGAAAGUUUUGAGCAGGAGGGUGUAAAAGGUGGUCAAACAACAAUUAAUUUACCUUUAAAUGAUAAAUUUGUUUACUCUCCUCACUGCUAUGGUCCGUCCGUUGUCAACCAUCCACAUUUCAAUCAUAAAGAUUAUCCACACAAUUUAAAACCUCAUUGGGAUCAAAAUUUUGGUAAUUUAGCAACAAAUACUAAAAGAGGUGUAGUAAUUGGUGAAUGGGGUGGAAAAUAUAUAACUCCAAUGGAUCAAUUAUGGAUGGAUACUUUUGUUGAUUACUUAAUUUCAAAAGGUACAACAGAUAGUUUUUAUUGGUGUUUAAAUCCAAAUAGUGGUGAUACUGGUGGUUUAUAUUUAGAUGAUUGGGUAUCUACAAAUCUUCCAAAAUUGAAUUUAUUAAAUAAAUUAUGUCCUCAUCCCACAAAAAUUAAAUUGGAUAAAGAUACAAUGAUAUAUAAAAUAACAUCAGUUGUAACAGCAACGUCUGAAGCAUAA